UUCAUUUCUUUUGUUUGUGUCCUCAAGGCCUCACUAUCAAGCUGAAUUUUGAUGUGUCAAAAGUGACCUAUUCCGUAACAGAGAAGUACAUAAUCACUGUCCAACACCUGAGCUGAACCCAGUAAAAUAAAUAAACUUGUUCCAGUGUCAUGACUCUCCACCAGUACUAUCCGAGCUGGUAGUUAACAACUAUGAACGAUGCACUCGUAAAUUUCUCAAAUGACCUUUUUUUUUUUCAGGCUUUAAUUUCACAACCGCUUAAGUUGUGGAUUUAUCUGCGAUGAUCAAUCAUGUCUUCAAAACUUUCUCUACAGUUCAAGUAUAUGAUAUUUGAUAUUUGAUAUAUUCAUUUGUAUUCUCCACCAUCUACGGGUAUGUUACGAACUCACAACGUGGUUAGCUCGCGGUUGGCUUGAUAGCUAAGUUGGUAGUGCACUGUACCGGUAUCGCACAGGUCAUGGCUUCACAGGUCAUGGCUUCACGCCUGAAUUUUUGAUUCGUUUUCAAAUUUCUCCGGCGCAGUGUGGACGGGGCCUUAGUCAUAAUACUCUUUCAAGUUUUUUUUCUUCAGCAAACAAUUAUGCUUACGUUUUCGAUUAGCAUAAAAAGCAGCAUUCACUAUGACCUAAUACCAGAUUUACCAGAUCUUAUAAGUUUAAAGAUAAAUAGCUGUUAAUUAUAAUCUCGCAAUUGAAGUUGUAAUUACCACUCAAUAAGUGAUAACAUUGUGUUCCCUGGUGACAGGAGGUAACAUAUGAGUCUUGAGCAUAUUUUCCCAAGGUAAAGGUUGAACGUUGCUUGCGAUCAGUUGGGCAUAUAUUGUCAAGAUAUAUACUCUGGAUUAUUAUUAACUGAUAAGUAAGGCUGAUUGGAUCCUAAUCGGAUGUGAUUAUGAUUUGACUGUAAUAAAAGCACUUCUUUCACUUAUUUUAGCUCUCAGUUCGAUCAAUUGGUUGCUAGUCAAAUUGCUCAUAUAAUCUGUUUAAGAGGCCUUUUCUAAUAGUAGAAGUAAAACAAAUUAAAUGCCUUAAAACAGUCGAGUCGCAUCCUGAUCAAAAACAGAGCGGCCUGCCAAAAAAGAUAUGGAAGAGACUCUGAAGAGAUUGAGUUCGUGCGGUUGAAGGUGUCUGUUUAUGUAAAACACUGACUGUGAUGAUUUCCAACCCUGUCAAUUGUCGUACAUUGUGAUUUGCAUAUCAAAAGACUUCUUACUUAAUUUCUGGAUGUGAUGAUUAGCAAAUAUGAAGAUCUACUAAUGGAACUUUGUUACGUCAUGUUCAGUAAGAUGAACUAGCAGUAGCAGAUAAAUAUGUGGCUCGAUGUCAAAGGAAGUAUUGUAGUUAUGUCAUGCACACAAGGGCUGUAAAUGGAUUUUUAAUGGCUAUUGUGUGUAACAGCUGUUAAGAAUUCAAUUAGAUGUAAAGCCGACUUGGUGGACGCGGUAGUCACUUUUGAGAACCUAGCUGUCGGAUAACCCGAGAAGAACAAACUGUCAAAUAAAUGACCCUGUGUCCCGUUUGGAGAAUCAGGAGAGGCAGACCGAAAAAGCCGAGGCUCGAAUUUUCGGGAGUCAGCAGCAAUUCUUCAAGUAGCACAUACUAGCAAACAUGGAACGAGCUCCUUAACUUCUCGGACUUUUGAGUCGGAACAUAACUGCUUUCGAAGGUCUUCAAAGUUUGAAAAUCAGCAACAUUGACAAUAUUAUACGAUAACUUGAGUUGAGCAGUCCCAGCAAUUCUAAGCUGUUUUUACAUUUUGGCGGUCUGAACACAAGUGGGAAGAUCAUUAUUGGCGGUUCCAGUCGUCGCGGAAAAAAAGCGAAAUACGAGGUAAAUUUGACAAGGUUACUGCAACAUGAAUUGCUUGUUCAACAACACCGCUCUUGAGAACAAUGUUACGAACAACUCCAGCGAAUCCGUCCAAUCAGGCAGCAGCAACAGUCCGGCUUUAACAGUGGUCAUAGGAUUGACUAUCGCUAACAUUCUGGCAAUAUUCUUCGGGACACUGGGGAACUCUCUGGUCAUAAUAUCGAUAAUUAUCAACCGGGGAAUGCGUUCAACGACUAAUUUUUUCAUAGCAUCGCUGGCUGGUGCGGAUCUCAUAGUCACGUCCACUUGUAUGCCGUUGUUUUACGUGUACAAUGUAGUCAAAUGGCCAGUCUGGCCUUUUGGAAGCGCCGGUUGCAGGAUUUUGUCCUUUUUGGUUCACAUGUCAGUUAUGGCGUCAGCACUGAGCUUGUUAGCCAUAUCUUAUGAUCGUUUCAUCUCAGUAUUUUUCCCAAUGAAACGAUUCAUUACCCCGUCUCGCGCUAAAAAGAUAGUUGCUUUUAUUUGGUUUGUGUCGCCGUUUCUCCUUCUUCCUUCGCUGCUUCACCAUGAUACUAUUUCGACGAUUUACGACGGAAAGAAAGCAAUUAUGUGCGUAGAAUCCUGGAGCACUGCAAAAGGAUUGCAUUCUUACCAAAUGUACCGGGUAUCAUGUUACUUUCUCUUUCUUCUGCAAAUAUCAAUUGUCUAUUUUUUAAUUGGGCACCGUUUGUACACACGUCAGCAACCUGGAGAACAAACAUCUCAAAGCAGAGCGAAAGAUUUGCUGAACAAACGCAAAAUAAUUAAAAUGCUAUUUCUUGUGGUAGCACUAUUUACUUUGUGUUGGCUGCCGUACAUUAUCAACAAACUUUUGAACAUUUUCCCUCCAAGGCCGGAUUAUGUUCCGCCAGAUUUGUUUGUUUUUGUUGGAAAUUUUCUGGGACUGUUGAACAGCGUCGCAAACCCUCUAGUUUAUGCCGUUCUCAACAGAAAUUUUAGAACGGCAUUUAAAAACGCCUUGCGGUGUAACUGUAAUUAUGAAGUCGAAGAACGACGAAGAACUGUUAGUGUUGUUAGCAAGCAAACGCAACGGAGACAGUCAGAGAGCCUUACUGCUGACCGCAUCCACAGAGGUUCACUAUCAGUUUCUGACAGCCAAGUGAUCAGUCAUAAAGGGUCGCGUGAGAUGAUUGGUGAUGAGGUUAGAAAUCUAUCAAGCAUUGAUCAAGAAACAGCUGUCGAGAUGUCACAAUUUGAGAAUUGCUCUCAGCAAAAUCCCUGUGUUUCACGACGAAAUCCAGAGAAACGCCGAGUGAGCUUCGGAGGCGAUGUUUCCACUUUCGUAGAGGACAAGGAUUCAAAAGUGCCUACCUUAGAAAAUGGAAGCACAAAUUUGUCUAGAGAGAUAAUGAACGUUUCUAACGGAACUAAAAACAGGGGUGAUCAGGAUUCUAAUUUGGGUUACUUGUCUCCUAUUGACGAAAAAGGCUAUGCUAACGCCAGCUUUGACCAAGAAUACGACUAGAUGUAACAUUUGUACCCGUCAUAAGAUCACGGAAAAUCAUUGUCGAGGAACACAGAAGAAAUACGAAACCUCCAAUCGCCCCUUAGCGCUCGGAAAUGCUGAUACAGGAAAUUUAGUGCUGUACGAUAAAGGCAAUUGACCGUCUAUGUAUCGGGCCUAUAGGAUUCCUAUGGGCUGAUGGUCACGGCCUUUGCCGGGAAAUCACUAAAAUAAUAAAUUUCUGGCUAGAGAAGAUAAAGAUUUUCAGUUUACCUUCAAUCUCAGACAAAAAAACUUGGGACACGAAGCAAGUUCUCCCCUCCCCCACUUACAAUGUUAAUAAUCAGGUGAUUUUUCCCUUUUUGUCGAAGAAAAACAAAAGCGACAUUUUCCAACAUUGAUUGAGGGGAUGGGGCAUACGUUAUCCAGCUCAAGUGUCUCAGCUACUUUUGUCCGAGAUUGUUGAUCUUGUCUUGUUCUCUGACCAAUAUAUUUGUUUAGGACAUAAUAAAAAUUUUCGCUGGCAACUCUCUGCCCCUGGGCCCUUGACAGAAACACUCUGGUAUACGUUAUCGCAUCACGUGAUCAAUUCAACCCAAUCAGAACUUGUCGUUCUAUAGUAACUAUUCCGAGUCUUUCAAGUUUCAAAUGUUUUGUAAAAAAAGCAUGGUAACACUACACGCUAAAGAGAUUAAGAGAUUUAUUAUAAUCGAAAUAUACAGGUGACUUUAUUUCUCCCGCGGUGUGUAAAAGAAUUAGAAAACACUGUCUCUGUGUUUUUAUCGAGUUUAGUGUAAAUGGUCUGCUAGCGCCGGAUCUAUCACGAAUACAGUUACUCAUUAGCUAUUCUGUUGUAGGUAGUGAGUUUCUUUGUUCAGUACAGGAAAAAUUGUAGUUGCUUCGUUGUGUUUUCGGAGUGUCCGUGAAUUGGAUUUAAAUAAAGUUUUCAACGAUUACUAGA
Messenger RNA from Orbicella faveolata, 4273 nucleotides. RefSeq names its product QRFP-like peptide receptor. Gene Ontology annotation, cellular component: plasma membrane. NCBI's taxonomy places the organism in Eukaryota, Metazoa, Cnidaria, Anthozoa, Scleractinia, Merulinidae. Gene Ontology annotation, biological process: G protein-coupled receptor signaling pathway. Gene Ontology annotation, molecular function: G protein-coupled receptor activity. The record is from RefSeq and is a predicted model, not a curated record.